AUGUUGCUCCGGGGAGUCCAUCUGCUUGGCCUGCAGCUUUCCCUUGCCGUCUGCUGGACUCCUGACUGCCACAGGGCUGAAACCUCUCCCGACUUUAGCCUCCGGGGGGAUUAUCUCCUUGCAGGCCUAUUCCCUCUCCACUCUGACUGUUUGCAGGUGAGACACAGACCCCAGGUGACCUUCUGUGACAGACCGGGCAGCUUCAACGGCCACGGCUACCACCUCUUCCAGGCCAUGAGGUUUGCCGUGGAGGAGAUCAACAACGCCACCGGGCUGCUGCCCGGCGUCCGCCUGGGCUACGAGCUGUACGACGUGUGCUCCGAGUCGGCCAACGUCUACGCCGCGCUGAGCCUGCUCUCGCGGCCCGGGACGCGCCACGUAGAGAUCGGGGGCGACCUGUCCCGCUACGCCCCCCGCGUGGUGGCCGCCAUCGGGCCCGACACCACCGACCACGCCGUCACCACCGCCGCCCUGCUCAGCCCCUUUCUGGUGCCCCUGAUCAGCUACGAGGCCAGCAGCGUGGCGCUCAGCACCAAGCGGCUGUACCCCUCCUUUCUGCGCACCAUCCCCAGCGACCAGCACCAGGUGGAGGUGCUGGUGUUGCUCCUGCAGAGCUUCGGCUGGCUGUGGUUCUCCCUGGUGGGCAGCCACGGCGACUACGGGCAGCUGGGCGCGCAGGCGCUGGAGGAGCUGGCCACCCGGCGCGGCCUGUGCGUGGCGUUCAAGGGCACCGUGCCCGCCUCUGCCAGGGCCGGGGACGAGCGGAUGCGGGACCUGAUGCUCCGCCUGGCCCGGGCCAGGACCACGGUGGUGGUGGUGUUCUCCGGCAGGCAGCUGGCCGCAGUGUUCUUCGAGUCUGUGAUACUGGCCGACCUCACUGGCAAAGUGUGGAUCGGUUCAGAAGACUGGGCCAUCUCCACCUACAUCACCCGCGUGCCCGGGAUCCGGGGCAUUGGGACCGUGCUGGGGGUGGCCAUCAAGCAGAGGCUCAUCCCUGGCCUCCGGGAGUUCGAAGAGGCCUACGCCCGGGCGGAAAAGGGCAGCCCUAGGCCUUGCCCUACGGGCUCCUUUUGCACCACCAACCAGCUCUGCCGAGAGUGCCACACAUUCGGGGAACACGAGGCCCCCAAUCUGGGAGCCUUCUCCAUGAGUGCCGCCUACAAUGCCUACCAGGCGGUGUACGCCGUGGCCCACGCCCUCCACCAGCUCCUGGGCUGCUCUGCGGGAGCCUGCUCCGGGGACCCAGUCUACCCGUGGCAGCUUCUAGAGCAGAUCUACAAAGUGAACUUCCUUCUACACGAGGACACUGUGGCCUUUGACGGCAACGGAGGGCCCCUCCCCAGCUAUGACAUCAUCGCCUGGGACUGGAGUGGGCCCCAGUGGACCUUUAGGGUCGUUGGCUCCUCUACAUGGUCUCCAGUUCAUCUGGACCUAAAUAAGACGAAAAUCCAGUGGCAUGGGAGGAACAAGCAGGUGCCUACGUCCGUGUGCACCCUGGACUGUCGUGAAGGGCACCGUCGGGUGGUCAUGGGCUUCCACCGUUGUUGCUUUGAGUGCGUGCCCUGCGAAGCUGGGACCUUCCUCAACAAGAGUGACCUCCACAGGUGCCAGCCAUGUGGGAAAGAAGAGUGGGCACCCGAGGGAAGCCAGACCUGCUUCCCCCGCACGGUGGUGUUUCUGACUUGGCAUGGGCCCGUCUCGUGGGUGCUGCUGGCAGCGAAUACACUGCUACUGCUGCUACUGAUGGGGACUGCUGUUCUGUUUGCUUGGCACCUCAACACCCCUGUGGUGAGGUCUGCUGGGGGCAGGCUGUGCUUCCUCAUGCUGGGCUCCCUGGCGGUGGGGAGCUGCAGCCUCUACGGCUUCUUUGGGGAGCCCACUCUGCCCACGUGUUUGCUGCGUCAGACCCUCUUUUCCCUUGGCUUCGCCAUCUUUCUGUCCUGCUUGACAAUCCGCUCUUUCCAGCUGGUGAUCAUCUUCAAGUUUUCCACCAAGGUCCCCGCCUUCUACCACGCUUGGGUCCAAAACCAUGGUGCCGGCCUGUUCGUGACGGUCAGCUCCAUGGCGCAGCUGCUCAUCUGCCUCACGUGGCUGGCAGUGUGGACCCCGCUGCCCGCCAGGGACUACCAGCGCUUCCCCCAGCUGGUGGUGCUCGAGUGUGCCCACGCCAACUCGCUGGGCUUCCUGCUGGCUUUCACCUACAACUGCCUCCUCUCGGUCGGCGCCUUCGCCUGCAGCUACCUGUGCAAGGACCUGCCGGCGAACUACAACGAGGCCAAAUGCGUCACCUUCAGCUUGCUCCUCAACUUCGUGUCCUGGAUCACCUUCUUCACCCUGGCCAGCCUCUACCAGGGCAAGCACCUGCCCGUGGUCAACGUGCUGGCCGGGCUGGCGGGCCUGAGCAGCAGCUACGGCGGCUACUUCCUCCCCAAGUGCUACGUGAUCCUGGGCCGCCCCGAGCUCAAUAACACCCAGCACUUCCAGGCCUCCAUCCAGGACUACACGCGGCGCGGCGGCUCCGGCUGA
Perognathus longimembris pacificus (Pacific pocket mouse) is the source of this 2526-nucleotide messenger RNA. It is a transcript of the gene Tas1r1, whose product is annotated as taste 1 receptor member 1. Gene Ontology annotation, molecular function: G protein-coupled receptor activity. Gene Ontology annotation, cellular component: membrane. Bases 1 to 2526 code for a protein of 841 amino acids. The record is from RefSeq and is a predicted model, not a curated record. Gene Ontology annotation, biological process: sensory perception of umami taste; G protein-coupled receptor signaling pathway. NCBI's taxonomy places the organism in Eukaryota, Metazoa, Chordata, Mammalia, Rodentia, Heteromyidae. The transcript is spliced from 6 exons.